GAAGGCCAAAUACCCGACACGCCACGCCAGUCUAGACGUGGUCUUCGAUUAUAGGAUUUUGAGACGGACUUGUGGAUGUUUCUUUUUUUCUUUUUUACUUUUCUUUUCUCCCAUUUGUCUUAUUUGCUUCCGUUCAGAGAGCUGGAACUCGUCCUAAGAGCCUCACGCCGAUGUCCUUCGUCCGUGCUGUCUGCUCGAAGAGUUGCCUGGCUAGCCCAAUCCCUUUCCCUAUCUUGUUGACCUGUGGUGGUGUGAUUCGAGUCUGCUGACACUGAGGCGCAUAACUAGACUUUGGAUCUCCUUCCUGUUGACCUAAGCGCAAUGGAAGAUCUGCAGCGUCCUGGUAUUCAGAACCCGACACUGCAACUCUCCAGGGAAGAGAUGACAAAGUCGAGACGGUGGUUCGGAGACGACCUUCUGAUAUAUUUGCCUCGCCAUGUCCUCCCGCAGGAUCAUCGCUACGACUUCUUGGACUUGUGCCGAAUCCUACGGCGACGGACUAAUGCUCAAGAGUGCCAUGGUGAUCUACCGUUGACAGGACAGUUCCUCCCCGGCUACAUACGACAUGGUGAUGCAAAUAUAUCGUUUCCGCAGGGAGCGGGAACCCCCUUACCCCUCCAAACAGCAUUUUCCAUGCCAACCAGAAUCGUCCAUCUACUCUUAGUCUCCUUGAGAAAUCACUUCCCAGGAGACAUUUGGACGUCCACCAAAUGUGCAAUAUUCACAAGAGGCCCUUCCUCAGCUCAUGGAGAUGCAAACAACAGAACCAUGCUAGCCAUUAGCAUCAAGCGAUGCACCAAUGCCACCAGCAUCAGACUUGUCAGAGCCUGGUUCUUGACAUCCUGCAGGAAACCGAAGGGUAUGAGAGGGCAAUUGUUUGAGCUGAUCGCAGCCUAUCGCCCUCUCCAGUGCUUGCGUUUAGUUCAAACAAAAACACACCCGAGACGUGACAUCUUAUCUCACGGGAAGAGACUGGAAGACCGGAGCCGAACCAGACAUAUGCCAGCGUUUAAGCAAUGGAGAUAGCCGCCGUCGGCAUUUUUCU
Molecule: messenger RNA, 1045 nt
Organism: Sodiomyces alkalinus F11
Lineage: Eukaryota; Fungi; Ascomycota; Sordariomycetes; Glomerellales; Plectosphaerellaceae
Exons: 1
Coding region: 322-1026 (234 amino acids)
Source: RefSeq, a predicted model, not a curated record